UCCAUGGACGAAAGCAUAGGAGAUAGGAGGACCGAUAUAUUAUUACACGUGAUCAAUUAGGUUGGUGCACCUGAUCGUUCAAAAAUAAGUAAUACAGCAUAAAUUUGAUUAAGCCGUUACAGGUGUCUCACGUUUCUAUGAAUUUCUGAAAGAAUUGGAUAUAAAAAUCGAUCUAUUUUUGCAUUAAAAUUGUUAUACUCGGCGGAAUAUAAGGUUAAAAUGAACAAUCGACGAAGACGUGCUAAUGAUUUCACAGAUUCCUUAACCAGUUUUCAUCAAACAAUACCCGAAGAAAAACAGAAUUUGAUUGCAUCGCAAAGAGAUUUAGAGGACAACUCAGAAAUCGAUUCUAUAAGAAACACACAAUAUAAAAGUGAUAGGCACAUCUAUCUAAGCAAUAAUGAAUCUCGUGCUUCUAUUAUCAUAGCAGGUAGUUUAGACAAUCAGCAAUAUAUUUCAUCAAAUCUCUGUGAGAUUGCUGAGCACGAUAGUAAUAUCACAUAUAAUAAUAAUCAAUCUUUAUUAAGAAACAUAUUAAGUGUGUCAGAUGAAACAUCAUAUUUGUCAUUGAAACCUGAUUUAAAUAAAUGUAUAAAUCUGUUUCAUAACGAGCAUAUAAGCAAGGAACAUCAUACUUUUGAAGAACAUCCAAAUUAUGAUUCCAUGUUAUCUGAGAUUAAAGUUAACAAAGAUAUCGAUCAUUGUCACUUAAAGAAAAAUAAGACUGUAGAGGUGCAAUGUGAUUUAAUUAGAGAUCGUCCAUGUGCUUUGUCAUUAAACUCAUUGGAUGAUGUAACCAUAUCAAUAAAGAACAAAGAUGUAAUUAACAAAAAACUUCAAAGAUCUAAAAGCUGUAGUAUGCUUAAUAGUAAUUUGAAGAGGGAUACAAAUCAUAAUAUUAAAGCUAGAUACUUUUCUGUAGCAUCUGCAAAUACUGCUACAAAAAGUAGCCAUGAGAAAAUUGACCCAACUCUAUUUAAUGCAUUGUCAUUGUCAAAGCUUUCUAUUUUACCAAACAAGAAGAAUGAUUUCCAUUCUACUGAAGAAGAUCAGAAGUAUGAUUUAACAAAUAGCGAGACUAGUUCAAAAGAGCAAGUUAGUUCUUUUGAAUUAAAAACAUUUUUACAUUCAUUGGAACAUCAAAAGCCAUUGAAAGAGACAGUUGUGCAAGAAUGUUUACUGAGGCGCUUGUCUGCAAACUUCUAUAAUUCACCUAAAACUUUUACAGAAAAAUUACUAACGAUUAUUGAAGAAUCAGUUAUAAAUGAUGAUUCUUGUGCACAAUUAGAAUACCCAGAAGUUAGCUUAUGUAGAUUAACUGAAGAACUGCGAAAAAUGUGCAAAUUUAUAGAGGAUGAAACUAUUCCAGAAUGGCCUCAGUCUCCAAGUAUGUCGACAUCAAUUUGUAUGAGACAAAGAAGUCGAGGACCUAAAUCUCCCUUGCGGAAAUCUCUUAAUGCUUUUGUAUCUCGAGAUAAAGGAUUAUAUUUAGACACAUCUGUUUCUCCUCGAUGCAAAAUUAAAAGUUCGAAGAAAAUUUGUCAGCAUACAUUAAAAACACCAAAAAAUAUUGUAUAUAAUACGAAAAAUCCAUUGCAUGAUAGCACAAGUACAUUUGAAUCUUUAGAGGCAUUUUGCGAAAAACUUUAUGCUGACGAAUGCAGAGCUCUUCCAAUAAGAGAGGAAAAUCUAUUACAGUCUCCCUUGAAAAAUAUAGAGAGCAUUUUAGAUGUAUGUGAAAAUCAAAUGGCUUCUUUGGAAAACUCGCUUGACAUUCGUGAACAACUCAAGAAAGCUGCAACGUUUACUUCAAAUUUGGCAAGCCAAUGUAAUAAUAAAGUACCUGAAACACAGAAUCUUCAACACAGAUUGCUUACCCAUGAAGAAUACAAUAAGACAGAUUCGAAGAAAAUAUCUGAUACAUUUAAGCAAUGGACCAAAAAUAAUAAAUCUUAUGAAACGAUUGAACCAGAUGAUUUGGAAAAUACGAUCAUGUAUGAAAUUGCAAAAAAGAGACAAAGAUGUCUCGACACGGCGAAGGUAAUAAUGGAAAUUGACACGAAUUCGGAGCUGGUAGAGGCGCAACAAAUAUGCCCAAACAUUGUCAUCAAUGAAUCCUCAUCGACUAAUGAUGCUAAAUUCAUGGAAACACUAAUGUCUGUCAAGAGAUAUCAAGAGUAUUUGGAAGAGCACAAAUCUAUAUUGAAUUUAUUUCGACCUAGAUCAUGCAGUUCUCGUAUUCCUGACAAAAAAGAUGUUCAAAUAAAGAAGAUAUCCAGAGAAAAUUUCGGUUCUCAUCUAGGAGAUAAAGUCGAGAAUACGAUAUUAAAAGAACGGGAGUUUUCAAAAAUGAGAAAGAAGAGUAGAAGUCCUUUACUAGCAAAAUGUUCUACUAAUAAACCAGUUGUUUCAAAACCAAGAUUAUUUGUGACUCCUGGAAAAAUGCUUGUUAACAAGAGUUGUAAGCCAAAGCGCACAUACUUUCCUAAUUUAGUGGUCGGAAUGAAUAAAGAAAAAGACGUUAGUUCGCAUCCAAAAAGUAUUUAUCGACAAAUAGAAAAUUACGAUCAUGUAGUAUCACCAGUUGGAAUGUAUAUAAAGGGUACGGAUCCUCAUCUGAUGAAAAAUUUACGACCUAAAACAGACGAAAAUCUAUUAACACCUAGAAAAAAGCAGAUUAUGCGAUCUCGCAGUCCAAAACCGAAGUUUCGACUAUCUCCGAAACAGACAAAAGAGACAAUGACUAGAACAGUGGUAAGAGAUGAGAAUAUUGCUCAUAAUUUUCUACAUCCAAAAGUGCAUUACAAGCUCCCAUCGCAUGUACGGAUCAUAAAAGAAACAGAAAAUCGAAAAGUGGGAAACCGCAUAAACGAAUUAUUACGUUCAACACAAGAUAAAGUCGUGAUUCGACACGAAGGUCGAAUAAAAUCAGUUCAAACAGAUUGUUUGAAGCAACCUGAAAUUCAUUACGAUUCCGCAGAAGAAUCCGUGCAUAUUGAGCAAACAGCUCGUAAAACGUGCUUUUCUCGUGUACAAAAGAAUUAGUAGCUGUUACUCUAAUAUGAUUUGCUCUAAUUUGUUAACUGGAGAUCGAUAAUGCAUUAUAAAGAAUGAAAUACUAUAUAAUACAUGUUAAUUCAUAUUUUCAUAAACGUCGUAUAUCAAUUUUUUUAUAUAUGAGAUGUAAAAUGUUUCAUUAAAUGUGCAAUUUAAAUUAUCUUUUUUUCGUCGUUAAUUAUUUUGCGCUUUCAUAAAAUCAUAUUUUAUGGCAUGCUAUCUUAUUCCAUGCGAUUGAGUAGCCCUUUUUCUAAAGAGUUAAUCACAAUUAUAACUAUGCUGUACAAUUCAAUUUCUUACUUCCGCUAUAUCGACAGCAAGAAUAAAUUUAUUUUUCGUAUAGCUUCUUGGAGUUUCUUAAAGAGUAGGAUAGUAUACAUAACAAAAAAAAAAGAAAUGUACAUCUAGAUUAAUCUAGAUUCUCAUUUUUAUCUAAUAGUAUCUGUUGCUCAAAAUGCUGCAUAAGAUAUAUUAGACGAAGCAAUAUAAAUAGAAGAUAAAAGCGAGCACGGAUGAUUUUAACUGGAACAACGAAUUUUGAAGAGAGAAGUUUUAUGAGAGAUAUCCUAAGAUACGUCAUGGGGAAAUAGUGCGUUUAAUGGUAAAAGGCCAAUUUGAAAUGUCUCGUAGAAUGAAUCAGUGCGCGGAAAUCUACCGCGUAGUAUUAUAGCAUGUAGGAGGUUUCGCAAGUUCUCUCGUUAUCAAUAUAAAAUUGACUACACGGCCCUGAGGAGUUGCGCAUGGUACGCAUGUUGACAAUUGCACACGCUGCGCGUUAUGUUUGUCAAGUCACACGGAAUAAAACCUAGUUGUGGUGGGGAACGAUCGAUAAAUACGAAGCCGCGACGUCGUACCGUCAAGUAAGCAUUCCGCUGCAUUAUCUGAGAGUUCGAGUCUCGACAAGUGAAGCGACAAGACAAAGCCGAUCAAAAUGCCGGGACCAGGAUGCGACAAGUGCAAGGACAAAUGCAAGGAUUGUAAAUGCAGUGACAACUGCUCGUGCUGCGACUCCGGAUGCAAAG
Messenger RNA from Formica exsecta, 4079 nucleotides. RefSeq lists its product as uncharacterized. The transcript is spliced from 9 exons. NCBI's taxonomy places the organism in Eukaryota, Metazoa, Arthropoda, Insecta, Hymenoptera, Formicidae. Bases 220 to 3045 code for a protein of 941 amino acids. The record is from RefSeq and is a predicted model, not a curated record.